ACCACAUCUAAAAGGAGCGUGGUUGAGUGAAGCCAAGUUUUGUUUAGUUGUUUUGGCUUCAAUAAGUUAAGAUGGGAACGUUUAAAAAAGAGAAAAGCAGAUUGGGCCGUGACGGCACCGAAAAAAAGCCCGGUAAUUUGCGUGUAAAAGGUGAAAACUUUUAUCGUAAUGCCAAGGAUGUUGCCAAGGUGAACAUGUUUCGUGGCGGCAAAGCUAAAUAUGAUGCAAAAGGUGAGCUUGUUCGUCCCGCCGAAUUUCAAUCGAAUGAAGUUCCAAAAGCUCGUAUUCAACCAGAUCGUCGUUGGUUUAAUAGUACUCGAGUAAUUGCGCAGCCUACGCUUACUCAGUUUCGUGAAGCUAUGGGUCAAAAAGCAAAUGAUCCAUAUCAAGUCUUGAUGAGAAGGAAUAAGCUGCCCAUGUCACUUUUGGAAGAAAAUUCUCACAUUCCUAAGGUUCGUGUCCUUGAAUCAGAACCUUUUGAUACUACAUUUGGUCCCAAGGCACAAAGGAAACGCCCAAAGAUUUCAGUUGAUUCUCUUUCCGACUUAGCAAACGCAUCGAGUGAAAGACAAAAUGCGUAUGAAGAAAAAGAAGAAGAACGAAUUUUGGCGAAUCCAGAACCAGAAAGUGAUGUUACGAUGGCUGCUCGGGAUGCUAUUUUUAACAAGGGUCAGUCGAAGCGCAUCUGGAAUGAACUGUACAAAGUUAUUGACUCGAGUGAUGUUUUGUUGCAAGUUCUGGAUGCUCGUGAUCCCAUGGGAACUCGAUGCCGAUCCGUUGAGCGCUAUUUGAAGAAAGAAGCUCCCCAUAAGCACAUGGUUUUGGUAUUAAACAAAAUCGAUUUAAUUCCGACUUCUGUUGCGGCAGCUUGGGUCAAAAUUUUAGCAAAAGAGUAUCCUACAAUUGCAUUCCACGCUUCUAUUAACAAUUCUUUUGGUAAAGGAUCCCUUAUUCAGCUUUUACGACAAUAUGCUUCAUUGCAUUCCGACAAAAAGCAAGUUUCCGUGGGCUUAGUCGGAUAUCCGAAUGCAGGAAAAUCAAGCAUUAUUAACACUCUUCGUAAGAAAAAAGUAUGCAAUGUUGCACCUAUUCCUGGCGAAACGAAGGUAUGGCAGUAUGUUACGCUAAUGAAGCGUAUUUUCUUAAUUGAUUGCCCUGGAAUUGUACCUCCUAGUUCCACUGACUCAGAUGCGGAUUUGUUGCUAAAGGGUGUUGUUCGAGUGGAAAAUGUCAGCAACCCAGAAGCUUACAUUCCAACUGUCUUAACCCGUUGUAAAACCAAGCAUUUGGAGCGUACAUAUGAAAUUUCUGGAUGGAGAGACUCAACCGAGUUUCUUUGUAUGCUUGCUAAGAAGAGUGGCCGUUUACUUAAAGGUGGUGAGGCUGAUGAGGCCUCUAUUGCAAAAAUGGUUUUGAAUGACUUUAUGCGAGGCAAAAUCCCUUGGUUUGUUGGACCCAAAGGUUUAUCAUCUGGCGAGGAUGAUGCUUCUUCCAAAACCGAUGAUAAGUUUACCAAAGAAACAACUGAGGAGCAAUUACAAGAAGACUCAGAAAAUGUAAAUGACAAUAAUAACAAAGAAGAUGUAGAAGAGUGGAAUGGAAUAGAAGAAUCAAAGGUGUCACCAGCUGAAGAAAGAGCGGCUGCUGAAUCUGCUACUGAUGAGUAGAUUACUCUUAUUAUGUCUGAUACGAAUAAUCAUAUUGGUUUUGGGGAACAAUGGCAAAAUAAUUUAAUCUUUUGGUUUUCACGGUUUUACUGUAUAUUAAUAAUAUUUGAGUUGAGUUCUAAAUGUUCUAAGUUUUCGUAAAGGC
This is a messenger RNA of Schizosaccharomyces cryophilus OY26, 1812 nucleotides long. RefSeq names its product ribosome export GTPase. The transcript is spliced from 2 exons. Gene Ontology annotation, molecular function: GTP binding. The record is from RefSeq and is a predicted model, not a curated record. Gene Ontology annotation, cellular component: nucleolus. NCBI's taxonomy places the organism in Eukaryota, Fungi, Ascomycota, Schizosaccharomycetes, Schizosaccharomycetales, Schizosaccharomycetaceae. Bases 72 to 1667 code for a protein of 531 amino acids.